Messenger RNA from Entrophospora sp. SA101, 709 nucleotides. The record is from the annotation of a GenBank genome assembly. Lineage: Eukaryota; Fungi; Glomeromycota; Glomeromycetes; Entrophosporales; Entrophosporaceae.
UAGUGAUGAUGAUGUAUCUGAUGUAAAUUCUUAUUUAUCAGUAUUUAAUACAAUUUCCAAAAAAGAAACAGAAUGGAAAUUAAAAAAUGGAAAGUUAGUUACAGAAAUUCUUGCAGAAGGAACAAUGAAGACAAUGGAAGCUUCUAAAACAAAUACUAAGAGACCAAAAGCUUUUUACAACAAUGUUAUUCGUCUUGGAUUGUCAUACAUUGUAGAUCUCACAUCUGAAUUUGAAAUUGGAAUGCAUACAUUCUUUGGUGAAGAAUGGGAUGAUCUUAAAACCAAGGUGUAUGGUCAACUCAAUCUCACACCAUUGCAUUUUGAGGGCAUUAUUCUUGAAACCAUAAAAGCUAUUGAAGAGGCACGAGAACUUAUAUUGGAUAAGAUGAAAAAUCAUUUAGACAUGUUUUUGCAAAAUCCAUAUGUGUUUAUUUGUGAAGAUGGUCAAAAGAGAAAGCUUACAGAGAUGGAAUAUGUGCUAAAGGUAGUGGCACCUAUCCUAGAUGUUGUGUUCUCCAAUGUUUCAAGCAUGAUCAAUCUUCGCACAAAAUGCCGAAAAAUUGACUUAAGAAUCGAAUGCAGAGUCCAAGGUAUGGAAGUUGUGGAAUUAAGUCAUUCUUCGGCUGCACCAAGUGCAAUGCCUGCAAAGACUGUAAGAGAUCGUAGUAAUGUUAUAGAACCAAUCAAUGCAUACUUAAUGAAUUAUUGA